Molecule: messenger RNA, 1926 nt
Organism: Colletotrichum destructivum
Lineage: Eukaryota; Fungi; Ascomycota; Sordariomycetes; Glomerellales; Glomerellaceae
Exons: 5
Coding region: 1-1158 (385 amino acids)
Source: RefSeq, a predicted model, not a curated record
AUGGAUUUUGAAAACGCGACUGGGCCGGGCUUGGAGGUGGUCUCGACAGACGGCGCCAACAUGAACGAUACGAAGACAAACCUGGUGACGGUGAUCUGGGGGGUCAACCUCACGGCCUUCGUCCUAGUCGGCCUCCUCGUGCCCCUGCGCGUCAUUGUCCGCUGCACCAUCACAAGGAACUUCUUCAGCGACGACGUGCUGGUCAUAAUCGCGGCGCUCUUCACUUUUGGGAUCUGCUCGUUGCUCCCUAUUGCGACGGAUCUCGGCCUCGGCCAGCACUCUCAAGACAUUGAUGCCGAACUCUUGCCUGACAACACAAAGAGCCUGCUACAGCUCAUCUUCAUCGCCAACAUCCUUUACCCCUGCGCCAUCGCGUUCACAAGGUUGUCGGCGAUAUGCUCGUUCCUGCGACUCAUCACGGAAAAGACGGCACGGUGGUUACUAUUCGCGGCAGCGGCUCUGACGAGCGCCUUUGCCGUCUCUUCCGUCUUCGCCGUCGUCUUCCAGUGCAGACCCGUCUCAGCCGCCUGGGACUCGAGCAUAAGCGGCGCCUCAUGUUUUCCCUUUCUCGAUUUCCUCCACGCCAGCACGGCCAUCGGAAUCGGCAUCGAUGCGCUGUUGUGCACCGCACCCCUGGUCUAUUUCUGGCGGAUGGAGAUUCCGCUGCGGAAAAAGGUCCAGGUGACGGUCCUCCUCGCCUUUGCCGGGCUUUCUUGUGCUGCGGCUGUCAUCAAGAUUGUGAACCUGCACCUCCUCAACCAGGGUGACAUAACGUACAACUGGACGUCAUGGGUGCUGUUCUCCAUCGCCGAGUGUACAGUGGGCAUCAUAGCCAUCUCGAUACCCCCGAUCCUCCCCCUCUUUACCAAAUGCUCUCGGCACAGAAAGCACGGCGUCUCGCUCCCGCGGGGAGGGGGAGACUCGCUCCGCUUCACAUCCAUGCCUGGAAAGCCCGUCUUCAACCGUGCCAUCGCGCCCCGGGUCAUCAAGCCGAUGGCGACGCCCUGGAAGGACCGUCCGCUCGAGAAGACGGCGAACCCGGACUUCAAACCCGACUUCCAGUGGCUCAGGCUGGAGCACGCGGAAGCGACGAGCCUGUGCUGGGAUAGGGCGCCCCAGUCGACGAAGGCGAACCAGAUCCUCGGCAUAGCGUUAUGAAAGACACAGCGUGGACUCUUGCAAUUCUUUCUUUCUUUCUGUCUUUCUUGGCAUGGCGCACGCACGAUUCAAUGACGGAGUUGACGGAUCUUGGCUCUGGAUGAUUCAAUUCCGGAUAUGCGGAUUAGAUUGAUUAUUAAUCAGGAUGACUCGACGACGGGCGGCAAAACGGCGUUUUGGGACGGGUGUUCAUCAUGAAGCAGAAUGAUUUAUGAUUAACACAGACUGACACAUCGAGUUUUACCAGCAUAAUUGCUUCUUUUUAUGUUCCCUUUUCACUAAAACACUUCAGCAAAAACCAAAAUAUAUAUAAAAAAAAGCUCCAGAAACUUGUUCAUCCAUUUUCGGGACGCCUCAGCCAGAAUUCCGCCAUGUGAGGCGACGUGAGCGCCGGAGUGCCCUUCUAUCCCGUACCCAACGCAAGCAAUUCCCGGAUGCAUAUCCGGAUUCUCGCGUGAUCAGCAAAACGAUGCCAAUCUACCUCGGUAACCAUGUGUCACCCGCAGCCGUGGACUCUUGCUGAAGGGGUUGUUGUGUGCCCCUCGUUAACCCAUCAUCGGCUUGCUGUCCGAAGUGAGCUCACCGGCAAACUGUAAGGCUUGAAACCGAGUAGGCGCCGUGGGGUGAUUUUCGAAUCUUCCCGGGCAUUUUGCAGGCGCGGCACCGGCCUGCUUGGGGUCUGUCCUCGGCCUGGGCGUAUGGGUUACCGAGCUUGCUGUCCCGUUUUCGAACGAAUGGAUAGCGGAGGCGGGCGAGAGCGGCCGAUUA